AUGGCGACCGCAAUCCCCUCAAUAGCGUGCAUUGGCGUGAUUGGCCGAAAUAACAACCCCCUUCACACGUCCAUCUUCCCCUCCUACGACCCCUCUACCAACAGCUACCGCCCCGUCCGGACACCCCUCCAAUUCUCCCUCAUCCUCUCCAGCACCCUGGACGUCUUCGAGCUGAGGUCCCGCCAGAAUGCAGCCGCCGGCGUGGGGCUAACAGGCGACUUUGGCCUCCUGCACGCCGUCGACGACCGCCUCGCCGCCUACGGCUUCGAGACCAACACGGGCACCCGCUUCGUCGUCAUCGUCGACAUGCGGGGUCGGCGCAUCGAUGGUACAGUCGCGGCAGGCCUGGCCGACGGGAGAGACAGCAAGAGGAUCGCCGGCGCCGCGGCGGGCCUGCGGGAGGGCGAGAUGAGGCCCGUGUUCAAGGCCAUGCAGACGGCGUACAUACGGCUGAUGCAGAACCCUUUCUUCGAACCGGACGAACAUUCACCGCCUGCCGGACACGGUGGCAAGAAAAUUACGAGUAGGAAGUUUGCUGGAGAUAUGAGGCGGAUUGGGGAGAAUUGGAUGCCGGGGGUUACAAAUCUCUGA
Molecule: messenger RNA, 591 nt
Organism: Parathielavia appendiculata
Lineage: Eukaryota; Fungi; Ascomycota; Sordariomycetes; Sordariales; Chaetomiaceae
Product: Sedlin
Exons: 2
Coding region: 1-591 (196 amino acids)
Biological process (GO): endoplasmic reticulum to Golgi vesicle-mediated transport
Cellular component (GO): TRAPP complex; cytoplasm; nucleus
Source: RefSeq, a predicted model, not a curated record